This is a messenger RNA of Hipposideros armiger (great roundleaf bat), 1399 nucleotides long. RefSeq names its product chromosome unknown C9orf153 homolog (gene CUNH9orf153). Bases 24 to 581 code for a protein of 185 amino acids. The record is from RefSeq and is a predicted model, not a curated record. NCBI's taxonomy places the organism in Eukaryota, Metazoa, Chordata, Mammalia, Chiroptera, Hipposideridae. The transcript has 2 exons.
UUAGAGAAUAAAAUCCCAGCACAAUGCUCUUCAACAGAGACACUGAUCCAAGUCCAGAGGAUAUGGCAACCGAGUCUCCCAGGUGUUCGCUGCCAGAAUUAUAUGCAUUUCUUGAGAAUUUUAAUAAGGAGAGCAAAAAAUCGAAUCUCCUAAAAAUUUACAGUAUUUCUCCUAGUGAAGCGCAGAAAAUACUUGGUCAAAACCAGAAUGCCAUGCCAGUCCCCAGCGGACCUAACGUGAGAGAAGAUCCCCGGCCUGCUUUCAUGGGCAAGGCGGUUAGAAAAGGGCAGGGCAGCCCAGAAGCCAUGACUGAAUUCCUACGCUGCAGCAUACUGACCUGCUCGCUCGCUCCAGUGGACAGACUCGCCAAAUCCCAGCGGAGACUAACCCAGUAUGGGAUCCCUCCUCCCUCAUACACGUUUCCAUCCGAGAUUCUCACUGAUGCCUCCAACUCUUUGGACCCCACAAAGAAGAUUCAGAACACCAAGCUGGCCAUUCCCCAUGUCAAGCCAGAAAAGAUUGUCUUUGAAGAUACAGUUCCUGAAUAUUUAUUAGUUGAUCCAGGUAAUCUAAACGGAUAAAGCCAUGUGGGAGAAAACAAGUGGAAAUCUCACUGCAAAAUUUACCUAGAUUUUUAUAGCUGGAAUAGUCAAAUAUUGACCCAUAGGAAUUCUGCAGUUCUGGGGUUCAUGUCUGAUGCUCUUGUUGCCAGCGAUGGCAACGGGAAAUAGAGGACAAGGAAUCAAACAUUCCAGGGUCAAACCUCAGACUCAUUUCCAAAAAGGUUUAUUAGUUCGACACGGCAUUUCACCUUUUAUAAAAUGAGCAUUUGGUUAAACUUGGACUUUAAAGCACCCAUAACUAUUUGUUUCUUGAAGUUAUUCAAGUGUUUACUGAAUAAUGGGGCAGGAGCAGUAUCUGGGCCAUAGGUAACCUGCUCAAAUAUCACCAAACAGGAAGGAUGAAAUAGACCAGCCCUCCGGAUGGUUUGCUUACUCAUUAUUCUCCUUCCACUUCUUGCACUCAUCUUGGCUGUUUGGCCUCCAGUUUUACACUCAAGCCCCUGCCUUAGGCCUUGUGUUUUUUGUUUGUUUGUUUUUAGGUUUAUAAUUUUUUUAGUCAUGAAAUAAAAUGAAGGGAAGGGAAAGGGAAAUGGCUGCUGAGUAGGGGAAUAUGCUGCAUAUCUUGUCUGUGGUUCACUGGCUCCUUGAAGGAAUUGCAACUAAUAAUGACACUCCGCACUGGUAGGUCCUGAAAGAGUAGGGAACACGGCCAGAUUCUAGCUGACCCACUGCCCUUAUGUGCUCAGGACUUACAGCAGCAUCUUGGAAGAAAUGACACUAAUAAUCUAUGUACUUCUGAUCAAUCAGUCAUUAGGAUCUUUUUCUUCUGUCUCUCU